AACGAGAGAAAUAAUGAAGAAAAGAGGGAGGAAAGGAUAUAAAGAAUGACCAAAAGAGAGGAAGGGAAAAAUGAAGAACGGAACGAAGCCGCGGCCGGGGUUUCGGACGUGUUGUUUACCUUUUUAGCGCGUUUUCUGGCGCCGUCUGAAGAGAGAGAGAAUCGACGGCCCGCCUCCUCCUCCACUGCCCAAGAUUCCACUCCCUCCGCACCACCCUCAAAGCAUCCCUAACCAGACUCCGUAUUCACAGGCCAACCCUAGAGGACCUGCUGGGCAGCGACACCCUCAGCCCCAACACGGCCUUCCAAGCCCUCAAGUGCACGCAAACCUUCCUGCAGAAGUCGGGGCAACUCGACAGGAUCUAACUCCCACCCUGGGGAUAGAACGUGUAGGCCACUCAGCCUCCUGCAGUUUCCCUAUGUUCUUAUGUUCUUAUGUUCUUAACGGCCAACAAAAAAACGACACCUGAUACCAACUACCACUGACGGGGCUCUAAAGGCUGUGGCCCCACAGCCUAACUAGCCCCAUAAAACACCCAAGAAGAAGAAGAAGAAGAAGUUUGAAGAGAUGGCGAACAGGAAAGAGUCAGAGGUGAAGAGUUUGCUGCAGCAUGCCAACCUGGAGGAGAAGGACCUGCUGCCCGAAACUCAGGUGCUGUAUUUCACACCAGGCUUCCAAUCAGAGGAAGACAACAUAGUGCUGCUGGAGCUUGAUGCAGCCCUCCUUGGCUCACUCCAGGAGGGGCAGAGUGCAGUGUUGCGUGGCGACCCCCAAGAGAGUGCUGUCCUCUGUACCAACAACAAGACUUUUGAGGUCAGAGGAGCAGUAACAUCCAAUUCCAUGCUGCUGGUGCCUGAGCUACAGGUGCCCUCAAGGAAAUUAGGAGAGCGGACGUUGGCGUAUAGAGAGGUCACCAGUUUGCAGCAUAACUACUUGGAGGUUUUGCCCAGCAAGCCGCGCUUCCACAAGCUGCAGCAGCUGUUAGAGGAGUGCCCUUACCGAGGCCAGGAAGAGGAGGAGGAAAUGGAAGUGGAUCAACAACACAACAAAGGCCAGAAAUACUGCCUGAAUGAGCUGCUGGAGAGAAUACAGUGUAGUGAGGAAGAGCUGGAGGCUGGCUUGAAGACACUUGGGGCCUUUCAUAUAUAUGGCUUUUGGCAGAUCCCAGACUUUGACUACCUCUUCAAAAUUGUCUCACAUAUCACAAACUUGAUACAAGAAAAAGGAUGGCCUCUAGAUGCCAUUCCCCAUGAUGAGGCACUAGAGGAACUGAGCAAACAUGAGCCUCGCACGGUGAUGGCACAGUGUCUUGAGUACUACCUUCAACCCACACACACUGAAAGAGAGGAUGGUGAUGAGCUACAUGCACUAAAUGGAGACAAGGUGUGUCGCCUGUUUGGGGAAGUGAUCCUCAGGUCCACCAGUGGGAUGGAGCUCCCUGAGUUCCUCAACAUGUGGGGACUUAGUGUGCCUGAAGGUCUGACUGUAUCUGUGAGCCAACUGGAGGGUUUGAUGCUUCUUGAAAAGUCAAUGUCAACCACUGUCAUUACAUACUUCCCCGUUGCUGCUCUGCCCCUGGACAUUAGGAGCAGGUUUGAAUGUCUCUUCCAUGCACAGGAGAAGUGGACCUAUGAAGAAAUUCGCCCAUUUUUAGAGGACUUGGCAGACAUCAAGACCCCUGUGAGCACUUUGUUGAUGAAGCAUGCAAGAGGCAGCACUAUUAAUGGUGUCAAGUGCUACUCAGGGCGAUAUGCCAAGUGAUACCAAGAUGGGAAAGUUUGUAUUUUCUGAUAUCAAACUCCUCUUGCUCUUUGUUGAGAGUUUACUGAGGAAAUGAAACUUGACGCAUCUUUUGUGUCCAAGGGUACAUAACAGGGAACACAUCAUUGCUGCACUGCAUGGAUCUGGGACCAAUACUUGCCCCAUACAGUGUUCAAAUGUUGUGGAUGUUAUGAAAGUGCUUCCUGUGAUUUUUAGUGCCUUUUUAUUCCACACUAGCAGCCAGAAUAGAGCUUGUGUGACCUAAAGACAUGUAUAUGGACAAGUGUUGUGAUGAGAGACUAUCCAAAGACCACUUACACCUGCUUAAUCACUUUAGGUCAUAUUGGUAACAUGCGAAUGUAUCCCAUCACAUGAAGCAUUCUGUCUGUGGUCAUUCCAAUGAAUAUUUAAUAUCCUUUUGUGGCUUUUGAAUAGCUAAUCCUUGAUAUUUCAAAAGCAAGCUCUGACAGGGAUGAAAGGUACGUGAAGAUACAUAGAUGAAUAUGGAUUCUUGGAUGUGUCAGGAAUUUAGGAAUCAUAAUCUGCGCAUUCCCCGUAGAACUAUCAAUACAUGUACUUGGAAUGAACUUGAUGAAAUGGUUGAGUCAAAGUGUGUGGACAGAUUUAGACAUGACCUCAUAAAUGGAGCUCAGACCACGUUUACUACAACCUGCCAAGUUUUCGCUGCUCAGAAAGGUAGGUAGUGGCUCCCCUUCAAGGUAUGUAGUGGCUCGGUCCAUGCUAUUAAGCUCUUCGGAGCCUUAAAUAAAUUACUGCAUCUAUUUGAAAAGCUCCUGGAA
Messenger RNA from Eriocheir sinensis (Chinese mitten crab), 2561 nucleotides. RefSeq names its product sister chromatid cohesion protein DCC1-like. Bases 568 to 1761 code for a protein of 397 amino acids. Lineage: Eukaryota; Metazoa; Arthropoda; Malacostraca; Decapoda; Varunidae. Gene Ontology annotation, cellular component: chromosome, centromeric region; Ctf18 RFC-like complex; chromatin. Gene Ontology annotation, biological process: maintenance of mitotic sister chromatid cohesion; mitotic sister chromatid cohesion. The record is from RefSeq and is a predicted model, not a curated record. The transcript has 10 exons.